AUGCGGAAACAUGAAGAGCAUCCUUUCGAGGACAGCCACAAGCUCGAACAACUGUGCAAGAAGUUUGACCACUCCCUGUUUGCCUUCGGAUCCUCCUCCAAGAAGAGGCCUGCGCGGCUAAUCCUUGGGAGGCUCUUCGACGGCCACCUCCUCGAUAUGCAGGAGUUCGGUGUGGAGGACUACAAAUCCAUGUCGCACCGGUCUUGGAAGCCCUUGUGA
Symbiodinium sp. CCMP2456 is the source of this 219-nucleotide messenger RNA. Lineage: Eukaryota; Dinophyceae; Suessiales; Symbiodiniaceae. The record is from the annotation of a GenBank genome assembly.